UGCAUGACAAACCCUUUUGGCGGCAGCACACGGACAACAGACAGUACUCUAGCUCACGCCGACCGCGAAUACAGUAGACUUCUAUUCAUCACCGCCGUCAACCCAUCGCCAUGCCGCCUAAGGAGUCUGAAGCUGCCGCAUACGCCACUACCUCCGAGACCGAUUUCUACGAGAUCCUCGGUGUCAAUCAAGAUGUCGUUUCGGAUACCUCGCUCCGGAAAGCUUUCCGCAAGCAGUCGAUCAAAUGGCAUCCCGACAAGAACCCCAGCCCCGAGGCUGCCGACAAGUUUCACCUGUUGACCGUUGCAUACGAUGUUAUCUCAGAUCCGGCCACGAGGGCUGCCUACGACAAUGCGCGAACCGCUCGGUUGGCAAAGAAACGCCGCAGCGAAGCGUUUGACAUGCAUCGCAGGAAGAUGCAGGAGGAUCUGGAGGGCAGGGAAGGCAAGGCGAAGAGGUUCAAGACGGACGCGGACAAUGAGGAGGAAAAGUUUAAAGCACAGCUGGCGAAGCUACAAGAGGAGGGAGCAUUAUUGAGGCACAAACGGGAGGAGGCGCUGCGGACCGCCGCGAAGGAGGCGGAAGAGCAACAGCAGGAUGUUUCCAAGAAUAGGGACAUCAAGUCUGCGGCCAGUCGAUUCUCCGAGCUGGACAGAACAGUCUCAGCUAAGUGGCGCCGAAAGAAGGAGGGGCUAAGUGUGGAUGAAGCAUCUCUACGGGGCCUUUUCGGGCGGUUUGGAAAGAUACAAGACUGUAUCGUCAGGGGCGACAAGGCAAAGGAAAAGAAGUACCAGAGUGGCUUGAUUGUUUUCGAGUCGAUAGUGGGGGCGCACUCAGCUGUUCAUGGCUUUGCCGAUAACACUGAUGACGCUUUCAAGCUUUUCAAGUCCAUAACCUGGGCUGGCAAGGAGCCCGAGCUUUCCGGAGUUAUUCCUGAAGAAGUGCCGGUUUCAAAUACAACUCCACCAACAGAGAUUCGAACUCCUGGCGAGGAGGCACAGGCGACUUCAACCUCAAGGACAGCCACUUGGAACCCCAUGCAAGCGGCCCCUAAGGGAGGAGACGGGGUGAAAGGGGUCCCUUCAUUCGCGUCGUUCUCGGCGGCCUCCAACCGUUCGGCGUUUUCAAAGACUGAAGCCGCCCAAAGCCCUGACUACGAGAACAUCACUAUGAUGAGAUUAAGGGAAGCCGAGAAGCGGAGAUUAGAGGCAGAUAUGCGAAAGAAGGAGGAGAGUGAGGCAUCAUGAGUUGGAUUCUGAAAGUUAGAUAAACUGUAUACUAGUAGAAGUAAUGUGUUUAAAGAUGU
This is a messenger RNA of Tricharina praecox, 1306 nucleotides long. RefSeq lists its product as uncharacterized. The record is from RefSeq and is a predicted model, not a curated record. The coding region runs from base 111 to 1247 and encodes 378 amino acids. The transcript has a single exon. Gene Ontology annotation, cellular component: spliceosomal complex. Lineage: Eukaryota; Fungi; Ascomycota; Pezizomycetes; Pezizales; Pyronemataceae. Gene Ontology annotation, biological process: spliceosomal complex disassembly. Gene Ontology annotation, molecular function: RNA binding.